Molecule: messenger RNA, 1046 nt
Organism: Paramuricea clavata
Lineage: Eukaryota; Metazoa; Cnidaria; Anthozoa; Malacalcyonacea; Plexauridae
Source: the annotation of a GenBank genome assembly
AUGGCAAUUAUAAAAUUUUUGGACUCUCAUUCAAGAGAUAUUUAUGGCAGAAGUCAUCCACAAGGUACAUGUGUGUUGUUGGAAGCACCAAAUAUCAACAAUGUAAUUCAGUAUUUCCAGUCUUUAUACAAUGAAAAUAGUCAAUUUGAGGUAAGAGCAAUAAAUAUUGAAGAAGUACAAGCCAAUAGUGACCAGAACUUAAACAAAAAAAUUAGAAAUUCUGCCCUAUCAGGUAAUGCUUCAGAAGAAUCUGAAAGUACUGACGUUUCUUGUUUAUAUAAACAAUGCUGUGCAAUUUCAUUAUACUCGAUUUGUUAUUCUGUCAUUAAACCUUGUAAUUACUGGGAUUCAAAUACAGUGGCCGCAGUUGUUUACUUUGGCACUAUUUUGUAUAACAACACUGGGAUAAAUACAUCUCGUGAUAUACCACAAAAAGUUGAAAUAUGUGGAAAUAAAAUACAUGUAAAAUUGCAAGCUAAUAUUCAAGGAGUAGUUUAUGACAAGGCAAAAAGCAAACUACACAUUGAAAGCCUUAUUUGUCAUAUAAAUGAAAAUACAGGGUUUUUAAUUUGGUUUGGAGAUUAUUGUAUUUCUUGCAUCUUUCAAAAAACAUCCAUUAACAAUUUUAUUGUAUUUCUUGCAUCUUUCAAAAAACAUCCAUUAACAAUAUGUCGUACUCAAUAUUAGCAUAUGACGAUGAUGAUAGCUCACCUACAUGUACUGCACAUUACAUUAAAAAUAUAAAAGACAAGCACACUUUAGUUGAUACUAUCUUUAGCCUAGUAACCACCAAAAUCGAGGAUGAAAUUGUCAAUUAUGAAAUUCAAUUUUUGUCUUGUUCUUCUGAAUUGAGUAACUGUGAAAGAAAAAGGAUUAUGAAAAACCACAGGCAAAGCUAUAUAAAUGACUUCAUUGAACCAGCUCUGAAGAAACAUAAGCUAGAAACAAAGCAGAUGAAGUACAAAACAAUGGCUCAGGAGAAAAAACAAAAAAUAUUGGAAAAAAAAAGAAAAUAUGAAAAGUUAGAUAAAUCAAAGAAAGAAUAA